AUGGCUCCCUCGGCCACCGAUACAAUCUGGGAUCAUGAGUUUCAUACCUUGCGCCGACAGGCCCUUUUCCAGAAUCCCCCAAAAGAUCAUUCCGCCUACCCAGCUCUUCAACUGGCAGUGAACCCGCACAUUGAAUCCUUCAAUCGCAUUCUUGGCGACAAUGGGGAAAAGGGCCUUGCCGCGCAUGCAUUGGCUGAUAUCGGCGUCAAGACUUUCCUAGACGGCGACGAGAGGACUGGGCCAGAGGGGAAGAAUCGCCUCGAUAUUCGCAUCAAAGAUGUACACUUGCAAAAACCGCAAGUUCCCCCUUCAAACAAGACGGCGCGGAACCGGGAAAUCCUUCCAGCAGAAUGCAGGGAGCGACAUGCUACCUACAGGGGGAAGCUCUCCGCCACGUUUGAGUACAGCGUCAACGGCGGCGACCCAGUUGAGUUUGUUCGGGAGCUGGGCCAGGUCCCUGUCAUGGUCAAGUCGAAUCGAUGCUACCUGGAAAACAACUCUCCAGAGCAAUUGGUGCGGCGGAAAGAGGAGUCGGAAGAGCUGGGAGGUUACUUCAUUGUCAACGGCAUCGAGAAGAUCAUCAGGUUGCUGCAAGUGAACAAGCGAAACUUUCCCAUGGCCAUCAAUCGUCCCAGCUUCCAAAACCGUGGCGUCGGCUACACGCCGUAUGGUAUAAUUGUUCGAUCGGUUCGACCUGACGAGACUUCCCAGACGAACGCGCUGCAUUACCUCAAUGACGGGAACAUUACCUUUCGAUUUUCAUGGCGCAAGAACGAGUACUUGGUCCCGGUCAUGAUGGUUCUCAAGGCAUUGGUGGAGACCAACGAUCGGGAGAUUUUCGAAGCAUUGAUUGGGCCCAUGGGAUCAAAGGCGACGGAAAACACCUUCUGGACGGAUCGGAUCGAGCUGCUUCUGCGGACGUACAAGAGUUAUCGGCUCUACACAAAGUCGCAGACUCGGGCGUUUCUGGGGGGGAAGUUCAGGGUCGUCCUCGGUGUUCCCGACACCAUGUCAGACUACCACGUCGGCACAGAAUUUCUGAGGAGGAUUGUCCUCGUUCACCUGGGCAAUGCUGAUGUGACUGAAGAGCACGACCAUGACAAGUUCCGGAUGCUCUUGUUCAUGAUCCGCAAACUGUACGCUCUGGCCGCCGGCGAGUGUGCCGUCGACAAUCCCGAUGCUUUGCAAAACCAAGAAAUCCUGCUGGGCGGCUUCUUAUACGGCCAAAUCCUCAAGGAACGGCUCGACGAAUUCCUGGGCGUCAGCGUGCGGGCGUCCCUGCGAGACUUCCUUCGACGGCAUCCCACCACGCCUUUCACGUCCGAGGACUUCAGAAAGGAGUUCCCCGUCGCCAUUUUCAGAAAAGCAAACGAGAACCUCGGCAACGCGCUCGAGUACUUCCUCUCGACGGGAAACUUGCAAAGCCCGUCAGGCCUGGACCUGCAGCAAACAGCCGGCUUCACAGUCGUGGCGGAAAAGCUCAACUUUCUCCGCUUCAUCAGCCACUUCCGCAUGGUGCAUCGCGGCGCCUUCUUCGCCCAGCUCAAGACCACCGCCGUGCGAAAGCUUCUGCCCGAGUCUUGGGGAUUCAUGUGUCCCGUUCACACUCCCGACGGUUCCCCUUGCGGUCUGCUGAAUCACCUGGCCCACAAGUGCAAGAUCAUGACCGAGCCUGUCGACGCUUCCGGCGUUGCGGCCCUCGUCAGGGAGCUGGGCAUCGUCGACACCUCCACUGCCCUUACCGCCGAGAACGUCGUGGUGAUGCUGGACGGCAAGGUCCUGGGUUGGUGCACCCCCAAGGAGUCGCGGCGGAUAGGGGACUGCCUUCGGUACUGGAAAGUCGAGGGCACCCACGGCGUACCUCUGCAGCUCGAAAUCGGAUACGUGCCCCCGUCAGAGGGGGGCUCGUACCCCGGCGUCUACAUCGCAUCGACACCGGCGAGAAUGGUUCGGCCCGUCAAGUACUUGCCUCUGCAGAAGGAAGACUUCAUCGGACCGUACGAACAGCCGUACAUGUCCAUCGCCGUCGUCCCGCACGAGAUCGAGUCCGGUGUCUCCACCCACGUGGAGUUUGAGCCCACCAACAUGCUGUCCAUUCUGGCCAACAUGACGCCCUUCUCCGACUUCAAUCAGUCGCCCCGAAACAUGUACCAGUGCCAGAUGGGCAAGCAGACAAUGGGCACUCCGGGAGCAGCUACCCGCUACCGAACGGAUAACAAAUCAUACAGGCUGCAGACUGGCCAAACGCCCAUUGUCCGAGCGCCGCUUCACAACACAUACGGCUUCGACAACUUCCCCAACGGCAUGAACGCCGUCGUUGCCGUCAUCUCCUACACGGGCUACGACAUGGACGACGCCAUGAUCUUGAACAAGGCCGCUCACGAACGGGGCUUUGGGCACGGAACCAUCUACAAGACCAAGAAGAUCUCACUCAAGGACGACUCCAGGGUGCGUGCUACCAAGAGCGUCACCAAGGCAUUUGGCUUCGCCCCUCACAGCUUUGUCAGCGCCCAAUACCAGGGCAUGCUGGACGACGACGGCCUUCCGCACGUCGGACGUCUCAUCCAAGAAGGAGACGUCAUUUGCGCGUGGCACACCGUCACCCCGGACUACAACGGCAACCUCGUCAAUCUCGACGGCAUCACCCACUACGAGAAGUACAAGGACGCAGAGACCGGCUUCGUCGAAGAGGUUCGCCUCAUCGGGGCCGAAAGCGGCAACGAGCCCCUGCAGACCAUAUCUGUCAAAUUCCGCGUGCCGCGGUCCCCCGUCAUUGGAGACAAGUUCUCGUCGCGGCACGGACAAAAGGGCGUCGCUUCCCAAAAAUGGCCAGCGGUCGAUAUGCCCUUCUCCGAGAGCGGCAUCCAGCCGGAUGUAAUCAUCAACCCCCACGCCUUCCCGUCUCGGAUGACCAUUGGCAUGUUUGUCGAGUCUCUGGCCGGCAAAGCGGGAGCCCUCCACGGGCUGGCCCAAGACUCGACGCCCUUCAAGUUUGACGAGGACAAGACGGCGGCAGACUACUUUGGCCACCAGCUGAUGAAGGCCGGCUACAACUAUCACGGCAACGAGCCAAUGUACUCGGGCAUCACCGGCCAGGAGCUCGGCGCCGACAUUUACAUCGGAGUCGUAUACUAUCAGCGGCUUCGACACAUGGUCAACGACAAGUACCAAGUCCGAACCACCGGUCCCGUGGUCCCUACGACGGGUCAGCCCAUCAAGGGCCGCAAGCGCGGUGGCGGCAUCCGAGUCGGGGAAAUGGAGCGCGACGCCCUCAUCGCCCACGGUACCGCGUUCCUCCUGCAGGACCGGCUGCUCAACUGCUCCGACCAUUCCAAGUCAUGGAUCUGUCGUCGCUGCGGAUCCUUCCUGUCUGUCCAGCCGACCGUGUCCCAAUUCGCCCCGGGGAAGAGAAAGGCCCCGAGCAUGGUCCGCUGCCGCAACUGCGCCAUCAAGCUCGACGAGACCGAGGGCGUGGACCUGACGGAAGUCCAAGGCGAGAUCUGGGAGGACGGCCAGGGCAACUGCUGGGUCGGCGGCGACCAGACGACACAGGUGGUUGUCCCCGGGGCCCUCAGGUAUCUCGACGUUGAGCUCGCCGCCAUGGGGGUCAAGCUGAGGUACAGAAUAAGCAAGGCGGACGAGCCGAGGAAGGGACCCAUGCGGCCGACGGGCCCUCCAAAGGCAAUCCAGGCAAUCAAGGCUUAG
Messenger RNA from Ustilaginoidea virens, 3705 nucleotides. RefSeq lists its product as uncharacterized. Gene Ontology annotation, molecular function: DNA binding; ribonucleoside binding; DNA-directed RNA polymerase activity. Bases 1 to 3705 code for a protein of 1234 amino acids. The transcript has 2 exons. Gene Ontology annotation, cellular component: RNA polymerase I complex; nucleus. The record is from RefSeq and is a predicted model, not a curated record. NCBI's taxonomy places the organism in Eukaryota, Fungi, Ascomycota, Sordariomycetes, Hypocreales, Clavicipitaceae. Gene Ontology annotation, biological process: DNA-templated transcription.